Molecule: messenger RNA, 1092 nt
Organism: Mauremys reevesii (Reeves's turtle)
Lineage: Eukaryota; Metazoa; Chordata; Testudines; Geoemydidae
Gene: MRPL11
Product: mitochondrial ribosomal protein L11
Exons: 6
Coding region: 162-746 (194 amino acids)
Biological process (GO): translation
Cellular component (GO): mitochondrial large ribosomal subunit; ribosome
Molecular function (GO): large ribosomal subunit rRNA binding; structural constituent of ribosome
Source: RefSeq, a predicted model, not a curated record
CCAGCAUAUACUUGGGUAUGCACAGGGAAGGGCCAAGGGGAACUACAGCUCCCGGCAUGCCGUUCGCCGAGUCUCCUGCCCCAAUAUGUCUGCGCCCAGCCUGGGCUGAGAGCGGCGAGUGGAGUUGUUAUUAGGGGCUGAGCCGCAGGCUGAGACUCACCAUGUCAAAAAUCUCCCGUGCCGCCAAAGCUGUGAAGAAGGUUGAUCCCGGGAGUGUAAUCCGAAUGAUCAUCCGGGCAGGGCAGGCCAUUCCGGGGCCUCCCCUGGGCCCCGUCCUCGGGCAGAGGGGCAUCCCCAUCGGGCAGUUCUGCAAAGACUUCAAUGAGCGAACCAAGGACAUCAAGGAGGGGGUGCCGCUGCCCGUGCGCAUUGAUGUCAAGCCAGACAGAACCUACGAGAUCCAGAUCAACCAGCCCACGGCCUCCUAUUUCCUCAAGGCAGCCGCCGGCAUCGACAAGGGGGCAGCACAGACCGGGCACGAGGUAGCGGGCAUGGUGACACUGAAGCAUCUGUACGAGAUCGCUCUGGUGAAGUCCAAGAACUCCAACUUUGUGGUGCGGGACACGAGUCUGGAGAAGGUGGUGAAGUCGCUCAUUGGCAGUGCCAGAACCCUGGGCAUCAAGGUGGUGAGAGACCUCAGUGCAGAGGAAUAUGCCGUGUUCCGGCAGCAGCGUGAGGAGGCCUUGGCGGCGGCGGCAGCAAAAGCCCAGACAGCGGCAUUGGAAGCGGCCCCCAAGAAGCAAUGAUCUCCAGGACACCCGCCUCCCUAGGGGACUGCAGGGCCAGCAAGUCCAGAUCCCACGUUCCUGGCCCCCAGGGUCAAAGCCCCACUCUGGGCAUGGGGAGCUGGGGGCAUCCUCCUCAGGAGCAGCAUGUCAGUCUGUCCAUCCGUUCCCCCCACCCCUGUUCCCCUAUCCUGGCCAUCUUUGUCCUAUGGACUUGCCUCUAUGGAGAAUGGGAAUUAGCCCCACGCCCUGCCACAGGCCCCACCCCUCAUAUCCAAUCCUUUAAAAUGUGCUGAAUUGCUUUGAUGCAAUUAAAAUCCCAACCCAAUAAAACCCCACUGUGACCCCCAAACUAAGAGCAGCCUGU